AUGAGGCCGGGCGCGCUGCUGCUGGCGCCGCUGCUCCGCCUGCUCCUGCUGCACGCCCGGCCCCAGGUCCUGGAAGCCGCAGGCAGCUUUGAGCUGCAGAUCCGUUUCGUCCGCAACGAGAAGGGGGUGCUGGCGGAUGGGCGUUGCUGCCGGGGAGGCCUGGAGCCGCCAUGCCCCGCGACGGAACAGUGCCGGACCUUCUUCCGGGCCUGCCUGAAGGAAUACCAAGUGCGGGCCCUGCCAGGAGGACCCUGCGUGCUGGGCACCGCCACCACACCUGUCCUGGGAGGCAACGUCUUCUCGACCGGUCACCGGAAAGUCCCAGACGCGGCCCAUAAGAUGGUGGUCCGCUUUGAUUUUGCUUGGCCGCGCUCCUACUCGCUGGUUCUGGAAGCCUGGGAUGCCGCCAACCUCUCUGACGUCACCACCCAAGGAGCGGGACAGUUAAUGGAGCGGGUGACUCGCUCGGGCAUGUUGAACCCGGGUGAGGGCUGGGAGGACUUGUGGCACCACGGCCGCGUCACCUCGCUGGAGUACCGAGUGCGAGUGCGCUGCCAGGAGCACUAUUACGGCCCGGCUUGCAAUCUCCUGUGCCGGCCCCGCGACGAUUUCUUUGGGCACCACAGCUGUGACUCUGCCGGCAACAAAGUCUGCCUGGACGGCUGGACGAGAGACGAGUGCACACAGGCUAUUUGCCGCCCGGGAUGUCAUGAAACACAUGGGUUCUGCGAGGAGCCCAACGAAUGCAGGUGCCACUAUGGGUGGACCGGCCCUCUCUGUGACGAGUGCAUCCUCUUCCCAGGCUGCGUCCACGGGAGCUGCACUGAACCCUGGAAGUGCAACUGCGAGACCAACUGGGGGGGCCUCUUGUGCGACAAAAAUCUGAAUUAUUGUGGGUCCCACCGGCCGUGCAAAAACGGGGGCACGUGCGCCAACAAGGAGCCCAAUGAAUACGAAUGUCUCUGUCCGGAGGGGUUCCACGGCCGGAACUGUGAGAACGGAGAUGCCAGGCGGCAGCUUUUUCACAGCCAGGGUGGCAGAGCGGAUCAGCUGCCAGAGCUGGAACAGGGAGACGUGACCUCAGUUCCCGGCUCGGUUAUAAAGCACGCUCAACGAGCUUUGCCGGUUACUGGCUCCCAGCCUAGCCUUCCUCGCAGGGUGAUUUUUGAGGAUAAAGGAUGGAGCGGAGAGUCAUGUCAGAAUGAGGUCACGGACUGUCUCUCGGAGCCCUGCAGUCAUGGUGGGAUUUGCCGAGGUGUCUCGGGUGACUACAGGUGCCUCUGCCCGCCCCAGUGGACGGGGAGGACCUGUCAAAUCGAUGUGAACGAGUGCCAGGCGAAUCCCUGCCUCCAUGCCCGAGGGUGUAAAAACCUCAUCGGGAGCUAUUUCUGCGAUUGCCUGGAAGGCUGGAGUGGACCAAACUGCGAAAUCAGAGAGGACGCGUGCCAGAGAGAAUGCCAGAAUGGAGGCACCUGCCAGGUGAAGAAUGGCAGGCACACGUGCUCUUGUCUGGGAGGGUACACAGGCACGGAGUGCGAGACGGAGCUGGGCGCCUGCAGCAGUGCCCCCUGCCUGCAUGGAGGAAAAUGCCAGGAGAGGGGAAACAUGACUUUCCAAUGCAGCUGCCCUCUGGGCCACAGCGGCAGCCGCUGCGAGGUCUCUGUGGAUCUCUGCUCCCCAAACCCAUGCCCGGAGGGGGCUUCCUGUCUGGGUGGGAAAGGCAGCCCCAUUUGUACCUGCCCAGAGGGUGCCAUCUGCCAGAAGAUUCAGGAGCCUUGCCUGGAAGGGGGGUGCCCAGGGGGCACCAACAUGAUCCUCCUGUACACCAUCUUGCCGCUGGCUCUGCUCCUUGUCUUGGUGGUCCCUGUCUCGGCGUUACUUGCAUUGUGGAUCCACCGCAAAUCCCGCCAGACUCCUCCGGUACCGCCGGAUCCUGCCGCCAACAACAGCCUGCAGCCCGACGCUGUCCACCUGAUCCGCAAUCUCACCCACAGCGAUGCCGAGUCGGGGUCGAGGGAGCCAGGGAUGGUGGCCAAGAUGGGGCUGCCCCUGGCCUCACGCCCCCCUCGAGGACUCCCAAAGACGGACAUCUCCAACGAGGAGAGGGCCAAACUGAACCGACUGAAUGCCUCCCCAGCCUUGCCGCAGCCAUUGCUCUGA
Molecule: messenger RNA, 2160 nt
Organism: Euleptes europaea (tarantolino)
Lineage: Eukaryota; Metazoa; Chordata; Lepidosauria; Squamata; Sphaerodactylidae
Product: protein jagged-1b-like
Exons: 15
Coding region: 1-2160 (719 amino acids)
Biological process (GO): cell communication; multicellular organism development; heterophilic cell-cell adhesion
Cellular component (GO): protein-containing complex; plasma membrane
Molecular function (GO): calcium ion binding
Source: RefSeq, a predicted model, not a curated record